Molecule: messenger RNA, 897 nt
Organism: Cotesia glomerata
Lineage: Eukaryota; Metazoa; Arthropoda; Insecta; Hymenoptera; Braconidae
Exons: 1
Coding region: 1-897 (298 amino acids)
Source: RefSeq, a predicted model, not a curated record
AUGACUAGAACAAAAAUAACUUUAGAACAAUUGCGUAGUCUAUUAACUACUAAAAUUACCGCAUUAGCCAAUGAACUAAAGGCACAGACCACAGACGUUCAGACUGCUCCUGUACGUUUUCCUAAAAUCGAACGAUUAUUCGAACAGUACGAUACUGCUGUCGACGAAUUGGAAGUUAACAAACCUGAGGACAUAGAAGUAGGACUCGCGGACGGAAUUUGUAAAAUUUAUUACGAGCUUGCAACUAAAAUAAAGACUCCUAAUCAAGAUAUUCUUAACACUACUAUUCAAUCUGCAAUUAACGCUUCAACUCUCAAUCGGACACUCGAAACUCAACGACUGGCGAAGCUCCCUACCACGGAUUUACCAAAAUUCGAUGGUAACUUUGAAAAUUGGCUUUCUUUUAAAAAUAGAUUUGAGACACUUAUCGACGGACGUAACGAUUUAGAUGAUCUUAAUAAGUUUUUAUACCUUCGUGGAUGUUUAGCUGGGUCUGCUGCAAACAAGCUCGCGCUUUUUAAUGCAAGUGCAGAAAACUAUACAAAGGCUUGGACCCUUUUAACAGAAACUUAUCAGAAGGAGCGCGCUCUAGUUUUUAAACAUUAUGACGCUCUUUUGAAUAUCAAUUCAAUAUCAAUUCCGACUAAUGAAAAUCUUACUAAAUUCAUAGAUGAAGCUCGACAACACUUGAAUGAUUUAGAGUCAUUAAAAGCAACACCAACUGACGCAUUUACAGUAAGAUUAUUAGAACGUAAAUUACCAAUAGAAAUUAGAGACAAAUGGGAAGAAACGUAUAAAGACGAUAACACUCUCCCAUCAUUUGACGAGUUUAGCAAAUUUAUUAUAAAAACUGCUUUCCGACUCAGUACACGUAAACCUAACAAACAGCGUGACUGA